AUGCCCCCUAAGUUUCCCAAAACUACGGGCCGCCGGAAAGAGUGGCGAGCGAUCGGCUCUUUACCGAUUUAUGAGCUUUUCGGCUGCGGCGAAUUUUGCCUCGCCGUGGCGGUCAUGAUCGCGAGCGAGAAGUCGGCAUGGAGUGCGACGACGCGGCCGAGGAGGAGCAACGCCGGGCGCGUCGCUGAGCACCGCAAGGUGGUUGAGAAGGCGGCAAAGGGGGCAGGGGGGGCCAAGCAGCCUGCUGUGGUCGGCAGCGCGGUGGCCACUCCGGAGGCGCGGCCGCACAAAUGUAACAUUUGCGGCGGCGCUUUCAAGCGGCUGGGUGCCCUCACAGAGCACCAGCGGAUCCACACGGGGGAGCGGCCAUUCAAAUGCGACCUGUGCGACGCCGCCUUUGCGCAAUCCGGCCACCUCGCGCGCCACAAGCGGACCCAUGCCAAGCGGGAGGGCGAGGACGCCUCUCGCGGUGGCGCCAGCUUGCAGCUUAAGCGCGCCGGGGGGGCUCCCGUCCGAGGCGCGCUCGCACCGUCCAAGCACGUGCCCACGCCGGCUGUGAACGGCGUGGACUUCGACGGACGCUGGCUCUACUUCAGAGUGGCGGACGAUAUCGACAACUUCCUGUGCGUCGACACGCAGGACAUGGCCACCUGA
Molecule: messenger RNA, 654 nt
Organism: Emiliania huxleyi CCMP1516
Lineage: Eukaryota; Haptophyta; Isochrysidales; Noelaerhabdaceae
Exons: 5
Coding region: 1-654 (217 amino acids)
Biological process (GO): regulation of transcription by RNA polymerase II
Cellular component (GO): nucleus
Molecular function (GO): RNA polymerase II cis-regulatory region sequence-specific DNA binding; DNA-binding transcription factor activity
Source: RefSeq, a predicted model, not a curated record